CCGUGUAGACGCCGGUGGUGGUUGUGGUGGAAGUGUCUUUGUGACUGAACAUCAGAAUAGAGCAGGCGGAUGAUAUCCACCGGCUGAUCUGUGGAGGCAGAAUGGAGUUCUAUCCUCCAGAAAAAGAAGGGAUGAUGGAGGCUUGGCUUGACGACAACCUAGAGUUCGCACAUUCUUAUUUUGUACGAAAGGCUUCUCGGGAAAUGGUAAACGCAUGGUUUGCUGAACGUGUCCACUCCAUUCAGCCAUCUCGGGAAGCAUCAAAAGCUCUGCCUGAACCUUUAUCGGCCAUCCAUCCACUGGGUCCAACUGAUGCACCUUCUCCAAGUCCAGCUCCAUCCACCCCUACACGAAAGAUCUCUGCAUCUGAGUUUGAUAGGCCACUUCGCCCCAUUAUUGUGAAAGACGCUGAGGGUUCGCUUACUUUUCUUAGUGAUACAGAAAGGGUGCAAAUGCCACUUCCUCCUCCCCAGCGGCCUGGCUCAGGCAGUGGGACAGAUGAGGGUGGAGGCAUUAUGGACUCAGGAGUUCGUGAAAACGGGGACCGCUGUGCUCGUCUGUUGGAGCUUGUACGUGAUGUUUCAAGUCACUUGGACCUUACUGUCCUCUGCCACAGGAUCUUCUUACACACUCACGAGUUGAUAGCAGCAGAUCGCUAUUCGUUGUUCUUGGUUGGAGAGGACAGUUCAAACAGGAAGUUCCUGGUUAGCCGGCUAUUUGAUGUCGCAGAAGGAUCCACUCUUGAGGAGGCUUCCAACAGUGGUAUUCGCCUUGAAUGGAACAAAGGAAUUGUGGGGUAUGUGGCAGCCACUGGACAGCCUCUGAACAUCAAGAAUGCAUAUGAGGAUCCACGUUUUAAUGCAGAGGUGGACCAAAUUACAGGAUAUAAGACUCAGAGCAUCUUGUGUUUACCCAUCAAAAAUCACAGAGAUGAGGUUGUCGGAGUAGCACAAGCAAUCAAUAAAAGGUGUGGAGAGAACAGUGCCUUCACAGAACAGGAUGAGAGGGACUUUUCCUCGUACCUGGCUUUCUCUGGCAUAGUGCUACACAAUGCACAACUCUAUGAGACAUCACAGCUGGAGAACAGGCGAAACCAGGUGUUGUUGGAUCUGGCUAGUCUGAUCUUUGAAGAGCAGCAGUCUUUGGAGGUCUUACUGAGGAAAACCGUGGCUACCAUCUUGUCUUUCAUGCAGGCCCAAGAAUGCACUGUCUUCAUUUCUGACAGGGAAACAGCUGCAAUGUGGGCAGAUGCCAAAUCCUGCUGGAAAAUGAAAUCAGCAUUUUCAAAAAGCUGGUCAGCAGAAGGAAGCAUGAAAUGCUCUAAUAAGUUCUUGGUAAACGGGUGCAGUGCCUUUGGUUUUCAAAACACAAUGGACCAACACCAGCAGAUGACAUUGCACCCCAAAUCAUCACAGACUGUGGAAACUUAACACUGGACUUCAAGCAACUUGGGCUAUGAGCUUCUCCACCUUUCCGCCAGACUCCUUCAGCUUGUUUUCCAAGUGAAAUACAAAACUUGCUCUCAUCUGAAAAGAGGAGCUUUGACCACUGGGCAACAGUCCAGUUCUUCUUCUCCUUAGCCCAGGGUCCCAGAGUCUGGAGGAAGAGAGGAGAGGCACACAAUCCACGUUGCUUGAAGUCCACUUCAUGCUUCCUGCUGCUGACCAACUUUAUGGAGAUGCAGAUUUCAUUUUCCAACAGGACUUGGAACCUGCACACAGUGCCAAAGCUACCAGUACCUGGUUUAAGGACCAUGGUAUCCCUGUUCUUAAUUGGCCAGCAAACUUACCAGACCUUAACCCCAUAAAAAAUCUAUGGGGUAUUGUAAAGAGGAAGAUGCGAUAUGCCAGACCUUAGAAUACAGAAGAGCUGAAGGCCACUAUCAGAGCAACCUGGGCUCUCAUAACAC
Molecule: messenger RNA, 1909 nt
Organism: Carassius gibelio (silver crucian carp)
Lineage: Eukaryota; Metazoa; Chordata; Actinopteri; Cypriniformes; Cyprinidae
Product: cGMP-specific 3',5'-cyclic phosphodiesterase-like
Exons: 8
Coding region: 102-1430 (442 amino acids)
Molecular function (GO): protein binding; 3',5'-cyclic-GMP phosphodiesterase activity
Source: RefSeq, a predicted model, not a curated record